UUUCAUGUUUCCUGUCGCGCAAUAAAUUUUACGCUCAGAUGUUGAUUUCUUAGUUAUUUUGGAGGGAAAAUGUUCGUGGAGAAACCCAAAGAAGAAAUAUACGAUGUCAUCAUCAACAAACGUGUUUUGGUUCUUGUAUCUAUUGACUUAGACUCCUUAUGUGCUUGCAAGAUUCUUCAGUGGCUGUUUAAAUGUGAUAAUGUGCAGUACACUAUCGUCCCUGUUAGUGGAAAAGAGGAUCUAGUGAAGGCCUAUCAUGAACACUCUGAACAGUUGAAGCAUAUAUUUUUGAUAAACUGUGGUGCAAAUUUGAACAUUCUGGAGAUACUGGAACCAGAGGAAGAUGUCAUGUUUUACAUUGCUGACAGUCACAGGCCCAUUGAUCUGGAUAAUAUUUAUAAUCAGGACCAGGUUAAGUUACUAAUGAAGGAAGGGGAACACCUCACAGUCCCUGACUUUGAUGAGAUUUAUGCUGACUCAGAGGAUGAAUUUGAAGACUCAGAUACUGAGGAAUCAGAACCCUCCUCAAAAAGAAGAAGAACAGGAGAUGAGGACUCUCCAGUAUCAAAGCGAAUGUCAAAAAGACAAUGGCACCAAAACAGACAAGAAAUUCUUUAUCAGUACUAUGCCUAUGCUUUCCAUGGAAGUUCAGCAUCCUUGGUUAUGUAUGAACUGGCUUGGAAAAUGAGUAAAGAUAGUAAUGACUUGCUAUGGUGGGCAGCAAUUGGAUUGACUCAUCAAUAUCUAUAUGAAAAAAUUGAUAGUGACAAGUACGUAACUGAUGCUCAAAAUCUCCAUGAACAUGUGAUGAGGCAUAAUCAUGGAACAGAUGAAAAUGGUUCUUCUGUGAACUGCAUGAAGAUUGUCUUUGAUACUGAACUGCGACUGUCAUUAUACAGACAUUGGUCUCUGUUUGACAGCAUCUGUAACUCCCGCUACACAGCCUGCAGGUUCAGGGUUUGGACAAUGAAAGGAAAAAAGAAACUUAAUGAAUUUCUUGCUGACAUGGGAAUCCCUCUUGUUCAGAGUAAGCAAAAAUUUCACAGCAUGGAUUUUGACUUGAGGAACAACCUAAAAGGAUGGGUUGAAACUUCUGCUGACAAAUUUGGGCUCGAUGAAAUGUCGUACGGAACAUUCCACGUUCAGUAUGGCUUCAAAAAUAAGCUUUGUGCAAGCGACGUUGUCUAUGCCGUUAAUGCUCUUUUGGAAGCUCCGGAAACGGAAGGGAUGAGCAAAUGGGAUCACUUUUUAGAGGCUCUAGAUGCUUUGUCCAGAUCAAAUACUGAGAAACUUCAAGAAGGUAUCAAGCUGGGAAAGAAGCAGUUGAUUGCCGUCGUGGAGCAAGUUAGAUCAUUGAUUGACAUGCAUCAAGUCAUGUGUGCAGGUCAUUUCCUCUAUUCACAUCUUAGAGAGGGUAUACCGGACUUGAACUUGUUUGGUAAGCCAGCUGUCUUAGGGGCGUUAGCUCGGUUCAUCCUCAACGCUUAUGUCGUGAUGUCCAAAAACAAGAAAGCAGCCGCUCUUCCUUUCGUUCUUGCAACGCCCUUGGACUCAGAGAAAGGGACUUGCUUACUAGUUGGCGUGCCUCCGAUUGCUGACGAUUCAGGCAAAAAUUUCUUGGGAAAAGCUUUUGAAAUGGCUGCGAGCAAAACAAAGUCUAGGACAAUUCACGACCACUUUGACCCAGCAGUGAUUGAAAUGAAGAGUGAAGACCGUGGAAAGUUCUUCGAUGCCCUAUCAGCUCUACUAAUACCAAAAUAAAACUAAAGUAUCUGUAGUCAUAGUCAAUCUUUCCCCUUUUUUCUCAUGAUUUUUUUGUUAUCUGUCUGAAUUCUUAAGGCUUGGAUAUUCACUGAGCGAAUUCCUGCAGACCUGCUAACUGAAGUGGGUCACUAAAAAGAAAGGAAAGGUUGAAAUGACUUAAUCCGCCUGGACUCUUAAUAAUUUAAGAUAGAAAAGUCUUAAAACUUACAUUAACCUUAAAACUCGAUGCUUGUAGAUAAAACUAAUCAAAGUCUCGUGGCAAGAGGCAGUCUCUGAAUUGCGUAAAAGUAUGAGAAAAUUUUCUGCGGAGUGAAAUUUGCUGCCAGACAUUGGUCAAAUUUUAGUCUGAAUUUAUCCUCUAUUUUUCGAUGCCAAAACCAACACGUCUGGAAUUGUCUAUCUUCAAGAAUUUGUUGGUGUGCUUGGUUGAAUGGUUCCAUUCCAUUUUAUCUUUGCAGCGUGACCAGAAUAAUCGGUGUUCUGGUCCAGGUUCUCGCGCUAAUUCUCCACUCGGCAUGUUCAUCAAAUAGAAAGAAUGACUUUGUACACAGCAACAGAAAUAUCAUUUGCGUCCGUCUUUGGUGUAGUGUUAAUUUGUAUGAUUGAAUAUCCGUGAAAUACGCUCGCUUAUUCUUUUGCACUGUUAAAGAUUGAAUUAAACGUUUGGCAA
Molecule: messenger RNA, 2434 nt
Organism: Pocillopora verrucosa
Lineage: Eukaryota; Metazoa; Cnidaria; Anthozoa; Scleractinia; Pocilloporidae
Product: cell division control protein 45 homolog
Biological process (GO): DNA replication initiation; double-strand break repair via break-induced replication; mitotic DNA replication preinitiation complex assembly
Cellular component (GO): DNA replication preinitiation complex
Molecular function (GO): single-stranded DNA binding; DNA replication origin binding; chromatin binding
Source: RefSeq, a predicted model, not a curated record